AGAGGAAAUGAAGCUACUAGGGUGGUGGCUGAUGCUUGUGGGCACCCUCCGAUUAGCUUCGGUGUGGUUCGGAUUCUUCGAUAUAUGGGCUCUUCGCCUCGCCGUUUACUCCAAAUCCACCAGAACAUCUAUCAUUUUGAUGUUGUUGCAGUGGAAUUCACACCAACCAGUCAAGGCUAAGCCUCAAUGAGAUAGAGAGCAUUGAUUCUUUGGAUGCUUUGUGUUGGCAGAUUAAAGGUAAUCUAAUUAUUCUUUCACAACCAUUACAUACCAUCUGUUGUGAUAAUUAAGUAUCAGCCUAUCUGUAACAAUUUGCAAAGGAUUUAUGAAAAAACUCCAUUUCAGAAUUCCAUGGUAAAAUGAUCUCAAAUUAAUGUGAUGUACUAUUAUGAAUUUGUAGUGUAGAGAGAUUGUUUGAAUACUAGUGGAAUUUGAUUUGAUUUGAGUGAUGGAAUAAGAUACUUUAUGGUUGUUGAAACAGUGGGAAUGAUAUUCUAGAAUAUCAUAAAUAGAAGUUUGAGAUGCAAUAGUAAAAAAGUUGCUUCGAAAGUUGGAAUGCUCAAAGCUGAAGCAGCUCUUUUUCGAUUCACCAAAUCCAAAUUAUUCUUCUAGUUUUGUCAGUUGAGGAAAUUUGGCUGCCACUACCAUUCUUUCUAGUGUAAAUGAAAUCAGAAAUAUCACACAAUAUGUUUAGGGAGCGUUCGCUUUCUUGCAAAUACCAAGAUAUGGGCCCAAUUCUGGGUUAAUUCUGCUGUUCACCUUUCUUGUUUAACUCUAGACGGGCCCAAGAAAAAUCCAUCGGCCCGCACUGUUGCUUUUAGAAUUGCCCACAAUUGAAAAUCGACUGCAACGUGGUUUUCGAUUCUGGACGCGGGGAGAAGGUCCAGAAUUGGUAACAAGAUUACGUUUUUACCCUCUGCAUUUGACAUCCACCUCCAAAAAUCACGUUCCCCAAAUUCUGCCUGAGCGCGAAAUCCACCAAACCCUAGUUCAUAUGUUCUCGGCAUUGCACAGCAAGACCCUUAAUUGACUCAAGUCUCAACCAUCUUCUUGUUUAGCGUUUCGGACGGUGUUACUCUGUCGCAGAGGAGAAAGUUUCCUUCUUCAUUCGAAAAUUGGGGGUCUUUUACUCAGAAAAGAUGUCGAGCUCUACCACGAAUGAUGCACGCAUCUACAUGAUGUUGGAAGACAUGUUGUCCGUGUCCCGUAAGGAAACUAAUGUGCUAAUGACUCGGUUUCGGAACGCACGAACUGAACGGCGAAAGCGGCGAAUACUAGAGUACGCCCGCAAAUACAGUGUUCUAAACAAAAUUCCAGAUCAGAUCAAACACCUGGACCGGCUCGUACAUGUCACUGACACUACUUGCCUUGCUAACCUACGAAUGGACCGCAACACGUUCGGAAAAUUAUGUCGUAUUCUAACUGAACGCGGGGGGCUAAAGGUUGCUAAAUGCUUGGGCGUUGAAGAACAAGUAGCAAUAUUCUUGGGUGUUCUUGCACACCAUAACAAAAACAGAGCCCAACAACACUUAUUUUGGAGGUCUGGGGCAACCGUUUCGUUCUAUGUGAACAAAGUUCUAGGUGCGGUUCUUAGUCUACAUGUUGACCUUCUAACUCCUCCGGUUCCUGUAGGCGACGACUUUACCGACCACCGAUGGAAGUGGUUCAAGGGUUGCCUAGGGGCUCUCGACGGCACACACAUCAAUGUGUUGGUUAGGUCCGCCGACAAACCAAGGUAUCGAACGCGAAAAGGCCAGAUUGCUACCAACACUUUGGCGGUGUGCAAUCGCAAUAUGCAAUUCGUGUACUUUUUACCGGGAUGGGAGGGAUCCGCCGGCGACUCGCGUGUACUACGUGAUGCUGUCGCUAAACAAAAUGGGUUUAAGGUCCCAGAAGGCUGUUAUUACUUGUGUGAUAAUGCAUAUGCAAACAGCAACGGCUUCCUCACUCCGUAUAAAGGGGUCCGAUACCACCUUAAGGAGUGGGGGCCGGGGAUGGCAGCUCCUCAAAACCCUAAAGAAUUGUUCAACAUGAGACACACUAAAGCAAGAAACGUUAUUGAGCGUGCUUUUGCGGUGCUAAAAAUGCGUUGGGGCAUCCUUCGUUGCGCAUCAUUCUAUCCAAUCAAGACUCAAAUUCGACUAAUAAUGGCAUGCUUCCUCUUACACAACUUUAUCAGACGUGAAAUGGGAGUCGACCCUAUUGAAGUUGAGUUGGAUGAAACGAACCCUCCUGUUGCAGUGGCUGAAGACAUUGGCGCCAACCCUUAUGUAAACUGUGUUGAACCGACCGCUGAGUGGACGUCGUUCCGUGACAAUUUGGCUUUAAAUAUGUGGAACAACCGCUAGUGGUGUUAGGUGUUGUGUAGUUGUUGUGAACCUGAUGUCUAUUUUAGUUCAAGAUGACUGUACGACGCUGCACAUAUAACCUUGAAGUUGUGUGUGUGUUUUUGUGAGCAACGUGGUGAAACAAUGACUCUGAUUUUAUUUUGCACA
Salvia splendens (bonfire salvia) is the source of this 2495-nucleotide messenger RNA. RefSeq lists its product as uncharacterized. The transcript is spliced from 6 exons. NCBI's taxonomy places the organism in Eukaryota, Viridiplantae, Streptophyta, Magnoliopsida, Lamiales, Lamiaceae. Bases 1140 to 2348 code for a protein of 402 amino acids. The record is from RefSeq and is a predicted model, not a curated record.